UUCAUCCAACGGCAAGACAGACCUGUUCUGUGCAAUCUUUGCUUUUCUCGUCCUACUCACUGCCUUACUCAUUGCUGGCUGCUAGUACCAUUGGUCGUUCCCAAAUCGUAUUCUCGCGGCGAAGAGAGAAAGAAGCCAUACGCCACGGUAAUUACGCGUAUUUGUUCUUCAGGAUGACCAUACCGAGCCCUAUCUUCUUGCCCGGCUUAGACGACCUUGAAUAUCAUGGCAUUGGUAUGAGCUCGGAGGUCAACGUACCUGGCUUCUGCCGCGAUAGAUCAAGUUCCCCCGACGGAUCUAGCAUCAGCCUAGAACCAAGGAUAGAGGAGGAGAAUGUGCUCCGCCCAGAGAUUGAGUUUCCAAAACAAGCUUUCCGUCGGUCAUCCGCUCCAUCUCCUGAGUCCAUCGUAGACGUCAACGGAAUCACACCCAGAAGCCUUCCCUCGCAACAUGACGAGGCAGGUCGAGCAGCGCGUUCGAGGCCUGGAACUCCACAAACACCCGAGGCUUCAUCGUCCGAUAGCUUGGCGACAAAAACACCACCAACCGCCGGGCCUCUAGAAUCUUAUCUGGCAUGUCCUCAAUCGCAUGAGAGACGGGCGCUUUGGCUGCCUCCCGACGAUGAGGACGACCGACAAGGAGACCAGAGCUCUUCGAACUGCGGAUCGGUAGUCCUUGGUAAGAGAAGAGUGCCUGGAGUGUAUGAGCAGGUCGAACGUAGCACGUCGCCGUUUGGGGCUACCCAAGGCGCCGACGAUGCCAAAGCGGACCAGCCAUUGACGCAUUACCUGUCCUCGGUACAUCCCCACGAAGUACUGGCGUAUCAGACGUGGGAACUUGCUUCGAAAGACAAGGAACGAGAUCCAAUAUUGGAACUGGAUGUGCCCGGCCCAUCGGAGAAUGCGGUCCCGACUUCGAAUCACUCCCUAUCUCUAGAGGCCAGCCGUAAGGAAGACGAUAUCCCAGCAGCAUCUGCGGUGCUGUCGCCCGCAGUAUUCAUACCCCAAGGUCCCAUUGAGGUGGGAUAUGAACGUCGUGGUUCGGAUUCAGCGAUAUCAGACUUGGAGACUGAAGAGCUGCACCAGCUUGUGGCAGAAGGUCGUCGUGCGAGACAGGCAGGGAGGAACAGGACGAUGCAGCCAGCGAGGGGCCAGAAAGGCAGAGUCAAAAAGUCAAAAACAAUGAGGUCUCGGAGAGAAUAGCGAGGUGAUGGGUAUGCUUCGCCGUACCCGAAGGCAACCUGCCGAGGUGAAGUGCCUCAUCUUCGAUGCACCCGACAAUUGGCGGCGAUGACAGCAAUCGGAG
Molecule: messenger RNA, 1305 nt
Organism: Colletotrichum phormii
Lineage: Eukaryota; Fungi; Ascomycota; Sordariomycetes; Glomerellales; Glomerellaceae
Exons: 3
Coding region: 174-1202 (342 amino acids)
Source: RefSeq, a predicted model, not a curated record